This is a messenger RNA of Raphanus sativus (radish), 878 nucleotides long. RefSeq names its product cytochrome c oxidase subunit 5b-1, mitochondrial. Gene Ontology annotation, biological process: mitochondrial electron transport, cytochrome c to oxygen. The record is from RefSeq and is a predicted model, not a curated record. Gene Ontology annotation, cellular component: mitochondrial envelope. The transcript is spliced from 6 exons. NCBI's taxonomy places the organism in Eukaryota, Viridiplantae, Streptophyta, Magnoliopsida, Brassicales, Brassicaceae. The coding region runs from base 142 to 663 and encodes 173 amino acids.
GAGUGAGAGGAGAUUAUUAUUUUGUUUGUCCCAGAGGUCAACUGAGAAAAAGAGCAUCGGUGAGAAGAGAUUCGAGAUUCGCUAAUCCUUGGAGUUGGAGGGGUGACCUGAGAUUCACGACACAAACACACAAUCAUCAUCAUGUGGAGAAGAAUCGUCUCCUCUGGUCUCAAAACCCUAGCUUCCGAUGUCGCCGCCGCUUCUCCUCGCCGAUCUAUAGCCACCACCGUGAGACCCGUUGGCUUCUACCGAUCAGCCAAUCCCGCUUCUUCUUCCCUUAUCCCUCGCCAUUUCAGCUCCGAAUCAGUUGAGACCGUUGUUGCGAAGAAGAAGGUGGAGGAUGUUAUGCCCAUCGCAACUGGUCAUGAAAAGGAGGAGCUUCAAGCUGAACUUGAGGGGAGGAGGCUGCUCGACAUUGACUUCCCUGAAGGUCCUUUUGGAACUAAGGAAUCUCCUGCUAUCGUGAAGUCUUACUAUGACAAGCGUAUUGUGGGAUGCCCUGGUGGUGAAGGCGAGGAUGAGCACGACGUUGUGUGGUUCUGGCUGGAGAAAGGAAAGUCUUUUGAAUGCCCGGUCUGCACUCAGUACUUUGAGCUGGAAGUGGUUGGUCCAGGUGGGCCUCCUGAUGGUCACGGUGAUGAAGACGAUGAGCACCACCACUGAUUCCGGCUUCUCCCUUGCGGCUGAGUUUUGCUUUUUGUUUUUAGUAUUUUUUGACUGGAAUAAAAAACAUAUUGCUGCUGGUGAAACACAGUUGAAAUUGUUUUUGAUCCCUUGGGAACAGCACUUCGUUAUCGGAAAUGCCAAAACUCUCACCACCGUUGUUUUACUUUUGUAAGAAUUCUUGAAUCAGAAUCAUUCUUGCCUUUUGCAUAUUA